This is a messenger RNA of Eurytemora carolleeae, 3058 nucleotides long. RefSeq names its product WD repeat and HMG-box DNA-binding protein 1 (gene Ctf4). Bases 46 to 2961 code for a protein of 971 amino acids. The record is from RefSeq and is a predicted model, not a curated record. Gene Ontology annotation, cellular component: nuclear replication fork. Gene Ontology annotation, biological process: DNA-templated DNA replication; DNA repair; mitotic cell cycle. Gene Ontology annotation, molecular function: chromatin binding; protein binding. NCBI's taxonomy places the organism in Eukaryota, Metazoa, Arthropoda, Copepoda, Calanoida, Temoridae. The transcript has 10 exons.
UAUUCAGGAUUAAAAAUAAUCAUUUUAACUUUUCAGAACUAGAGAAUGUCUGUGGAAGGAGUGAGGUACGCGCACAGUGAGGGUCGGGUGAGCCUUGUGCACGGUAGGGACGGGAAGAAGGUUUAUACUCUGGGUAUGGACGGAGAGAUCAGGGUGUGGGCGGGGAUAGAUGAUGAUGAUGUGGAGAAUAUAUUUGUCGGAGAAGAAGGAUUCGCGGUUGCAGUUUCAAAUGACAGAAUGUUUGUAGCGACCAGUGAAACCAAUUCAGUUCAAGCUCUGAACCUAGAUGGAGACAACGAGGGAACCUUGACAAGGUUUACCGCAGACGUGACCUGUCUUGACACCCUGGAGUCAGGAGAAGUUCUUGUCUCCGGUAGUGCCGAUAUGACCAUCAAAGUGACCGACACCAAGAGUUUCUCUGACAAGGUGUUGACUGGACACAGCGGACCUAUCCUCUCCGUGUCCCUGGAUCCUCGGAAGAAGUUUGUGGCCUCUUCUAGUUGUGAUGGAACUGUGAGAGUGUGGGAUGUCGGAACUAAAGAACAGUUGAAAAGUUUUGAUUGCGUUCCUAAAUCCAACGAUGUGAGUAACAGCAAAACUAUCUGUGGAAUCAGGUUCAGUAGCUCCGGAGCUUUUUUAGCUGUACCUAAAACUGAUUCUAUCUCCGUCCUUCAGAGAGACUCCUGGAUUGAAGCUAAGUCCUUGAAAUGUGAGAAACUAGAAGAGAAAGAGAUUCUAACCUGUGUAGCUUGGAGAAAAGACGAAUCCAUGAUAGUGGCGGGUACUAGCAAGGGAAAUCUUUGUGUUUGGAGCCUGGACGGAACCCUUAAACAUUUCUUGGAUACAGAGAGAAAGUACUCAAUAUCCGCUAUCUCCUGGAAUCCAAAGAACCUAGAGGAGGUUGGGUUUGCGGACUCGUUAGGAUUCUGGGGUCUUGCUGGGAACAUAGGUUCUGAAACUACAGGAGAAGAGAAGAAGAAUGAAGAUGUCCUAUCUCAGGAAGAAUUGGUAGAUCUGUUUAAUGAUGAUGAUGAUGACGAGAACAGUUUUAGUAUUAGUAAGAUUCAAGCGGAAACAGGGUUUGCUAAAGAUGAAGAAGGACAUCUCAUACAUGGAGCAAGAGCUGAUAUUCCGUCUAGUCGUCCCACUUCAGCAGCAAGCAGUUUUAGUGAGGUUUCCCGUCCUGCUCCACGUGUGGAGCAGGUUAAGCUUCAGUCCGCUUUUCAACCCGGAGCCAGUCCGGACCAUUUUACGUUCCGGUUCCUGGUUUACAACAGGGUUGGGAUUGUUAAAACAAUUCAGGAUAAUUGUAUUGAUGUUGACUUCCACAACUCUGACACCCACUACAACCUGUUCUUCAGGAACCCUGAUAACUUUACUCUAGCUGCACUAACAGAUAAGGUUUUGGUUCUAGGUCGGGAGGGAGAUGAGGAGACCACAGGGAAAAUAAGCGUUAACAACUUCAAGAGCCAUGAUCAAAACAAGGACUGGGUUCUUGAUCUACCCGAGGGAGAAUAUGUUGACGGUGUUGCUGCCGGAGAAGGUUGGGUUGCGGUGACAACCUCUAAGAACUUCGUGAGAUUAUUCACUGCUUGGGGAAUUCAGAGAGAGAUUAUAUCUGUGUCUGGACCCCUAGUAUCUAUGGUUGGGUCCGGAGAUCAACUAUUUAUAGUUGCACAUUCUGCUCAUCCCCUGCCUAAACAACAAAACUUUGCCUUCUAUACUAUAAGCAUAAACUUUAAGAAAGGUCUGAGUAAACUACAAGGUCCUAUAUCUCUACCUAUAACUCCGGAUACAGAACUCUACUGGAUAGGUCUAAGUGACACCAAGCUCCCACUAACUAUGGAUACUGCAGGGGUUAUAAGAAUGCAUCUGAACUCCUCCUGGUAUCCAAUCUGUGAUACAAAAUCCGAGAUGAAAGGCAAGAUGGACACCUUCUAUAUUACUGGGGUGGAUCAAUUGGACAACGAGAUUUACGGUGUCAAGUGUCGUGGAAGCAGAUAUCCUCAAACCUUACCUAAACCUACUCCCAGUAUUCUACCAUUGCAGGUCCCCUUCUGUAUAACAGGGGAGCGAGGAGGUCUAGAACAGAGACUGCUCUACUCUACCAUGCUAGCUCCGGUAAUCAAGGAUGAAGAACAGGAUGUUAAAAACAGACGAACAGAGAUGGAAUGCCUGAUGAAGAUCUUUGCUCUAGCUUGCAGAUCUGAACAGGAAAGCCGAGCAAUAGAAGUUUGUAAACUAAUGCCUGAUGUGGAGUCUAUCCAAAUGGCGAUCCAAUAUGCUGCUAAAAUCAAGAGGGUUGGGUUAGCUAGUAAACUUGGGGAGUUAGCUAUGCAGAUACAAGAUACAGAAGCAGUGGAAGAGGAAGAUGAGGAAGAAGAGGAAGAGAAGAACGACGACGAUAGUCAGGAUAUGUUUGGAGAGAGUCAAGAUAACCUGGACAAUCCUUUACUUGGAGUUAGACCUAGAACAGUUUCGUCCCUCAACACAAUUAGUAACUCGAGGAGUGAAUCUAGGAAUCCGUUUGCGAAGAAGAACGUUGAGAAGAAUUCAGGAUCUCUGGAGAACAGUCCUGGUUCAGGAAUUUCAUUUGAUUCAAGCGCAGUUGUUCAGAAACCUUUACUUUCUAGAAAACCAUUGCUUAUCCCAAAUAAAAAGAAAAUGUUGGUGUCAAGUAAGCAGAAGGAGAACAAGGUUGAGGGUGGAGAGUUGAAAGGGUUCUCCCUCUACCACGUGGAGAACAGAGAGGAGUUCCCAGGCACCCAGGAGGAAUCCCAGCAGUCCGCCCUGGAGAAAUGGAAAUCUCUGGACAAAUCUGAAAAAGAAAAAUAUAAAUCUCCCAGGAUCCCUGUUUCAUCUGGAAAACGUAAAAGAUCCGCCGAAGCCCCGACAGAAGAAAAGAAACCUAAAUCAGGGUUCUCGUCAAAGCUGUCAGGGUUCGCGUUCGGAGGAAACUGAUUGGACAAGAUUUCUUCAUUAACAGUGAAAAUAUUACGCUUACUGGGAUUUAUAUAUGUCUGAAUAUAUGAUGUAUGAUUAAAUUAUGACAUAUCUU